UAUCGAACCCCAACAUGUUGAUCUAGGUUCAUGAUUGAAAAGAUGCAUAAAGCACCAAAUUGGGGGGUGGACAACCUUUUUGGGUGCAAGUAAAGGUGAAACACGAAUUGAGCACAAGGUGAGCACAUUGAGCACAUUGAGCACAAGCUACCCACACGAUCUUCUGGGCGCAAUAAGCGUAGGAAGGAAGAAGAAGAUCGAUCCUGCAACGCGGGAAAGAAGAGAAGAAGUGACACUUCAAAGGGCGCCGAGCUGUCUUGAGAUCGAUCAUCAUGGCCUACGGGGGCUACUCCAGAAGGGGCUACACCGGGUACGACAGCUACAGCCCCAGGAAGAAAGGCCGCAAGGAGAUCGGGGCCUUCAUCGCUGUCUUCCUGAUGUGCGCGACAUUUUGUGGAUUGCUGAUAGCCUUGCUCAUGUUCCUUUUCCACAACAUGGUCAGAGAAGAGCACAUACAGAACAUGCGCUGCGCGAAGCCCAUCAUGGUGAAGCUGUCGACGGGCAUCCGGUGGACGAAGACCAUGAUGGUCUCCAACGACAACGGCAGCUGCGACAACGAGCUGCAGCAGGCGUGGUACCGCUUCGAGACGCCCUACGGAAACCGAAUGCCCGAGACGCCGACAUCGCCCGGCAUGUGCAACACCAUGGUGCCCUUCUGGUUCUACGGGCGACACCCCUCCUACCCGAGCAUGCCGAUGCCCGCGGUGGCUUGCGGCGCUGACGAGACCAACGCGUGCAGCUACCACGCCAACAUCCGGGUACAGCACUGCGGCACCUACAUGGCCUACUACCUGCAGCCGCUGCCCAGGUGCUUCAUGGCCUACUGCAUCGGGGAGCGCGGCGCGCGCAAGAAACGCAUGAACGGCACCAACUACUUGAUGCACUGGAACCUCACGACCGAGAUGAGCACGGGCGACGACACGUGACCGGGCGGCACCUGCGCGACCGACGUCACCCAGACUGGGCAUGCGCAGUUGCUGAUUUUAAUAAUACGGGCCCCACCAAAAUUCUCCUCUCGGGUAUACUGUCUACCUCCUAUGUGGCAGAAACUUCCGCAAAUUCAGGUGCUCGAAAUGCGACGUCGUUCGAGCGACCUUUACGCGGCAAAAUAAAUAGGACCCUAGCUGGUCGCACGUGUCA
Dermacentor andersoni is the source of this 1140-nucleotide messenger RNA. Its product is annotated as uromodulin-like. NCBI's taxonomy places the organism in Eukaryota, Metazoa, Arthropoda, Arachnida, Ixodida, Ixodidae. The record is from RefSeq and is a predicted model, not a curated record.